Messenger RNA from Coprinopsis cinerea okayama7#130, 1905 nucleotides. RefSeq lists its product as hypothetical. The transcript has 6 exons. NCBI's taxonomy places the organism in Eukaryota, Fungi, Basidiomycota, Agaricomycetes, Agaricales, Psathyrellaceae. Bases 1 to 1905 code for a protein of 634 amino acids. The record is from RefSeq and is a predicted model, not a curated record.
AUGGUGACGAGUUCCAAGAGGUUUAGACCGCGAAGGAAGCCGGUUAUUGCUCCGGAGGUGUUGAGGGCGUUGAAGAUGGAAGGGGAGGAGGAGGAUGAAAUGGGUAUGAGCGUGGAUGUGGAUACGAGUGUGGAUUUGGAUGUGAAGUUGGACGGUGGGAGCGUGGGUGGACAGGGGGGUAUGGACGUCGACCUGGAGGGGCCUACGAAUUCAAAUCGCGUCGUCGAGCAUGUCAAGAAAGAAAACCUAGUGUCAAGUUUUGGGCGAGUUAAAGUUGAGCCUGCUGAGGGGGUGACGAUCCAGCAGGAGACUCGCCAAUCGCUACAUCCGAUAUGUUAUGUUCUGUUGCCGACGCUGGAGCAAGUUUUGCGGAGGUAUCGGAGAGAGAGGGUGGUGAAGAAGGAGGAAGAUGUGGAAGAGGCUAUGGUUGUGGAGGAGGAUAAGGUUGUAGGGAAGAAGGAAGAGGAAGAAGAGCGGAAAGUUAACGUUGCGAAUGGCUUGAGCGGGCCAUUGAUCAAGACGGACUCUGAGCCUUUGCAUGAGUCUGAAGACACUGUACAUAUAGUGAAGCAUGAGGCUGGGACGACGGACCUCCCAACACCCCCUGCUUCCGAGUCAGUUUCCUCGCAGCGGGGAUCCCUCUCUCCUGAAAUUGAAAUCGUGGAGUGGAAACCUCGUAUAAAGACAGAGCCCAACAGGGCAGGCCUGGGAGACUCCACGAGCUCCUCAACCCGAAAUACCAAUAAGCGAGCUAGACGUUCGGAAGAGAGGGAUUUUGGCGAUGUUGUGCGGAGAAAGAAAGUCAAGCGAGAGCCUUCUGCCUGUGACUUGGAUGACUCGGACACCGUACAAGCAUCACCGCCAGCAAAGACCUCGCCCAGGCGUAAAUUGAAGAAGACGCAAUCCGUCCAGCGCCAGUCUGGGGUAACCGAAACAAUUGCCGAGCGAGAACUGUCUCCCGAGAUUGGCCUCCCUUUCCAGUCUCCGGCUUCUCGGGCUCUUGAUGUGCAAGUCACGACGACAGCGUUCGUCGACUUGUCGGAAGAAGGCGAGGUUAAGACCCAAGAACGGACAAUUAGUCACCCCAUUGCUGGUCCAUCGGGCGGCACUCGGGCUUCUCCAGCACGCAAAGCGAGGGCGAGCAAGGAGGAACCCGUUGUUGCACCUGUUGUGAAACGGGAAGCGUCGCCCGAGAUUGAUCUCGCUUUCGGCGAGGAGCAACUGCCUCAAGCUAUUGCUGGGACUAACGAUGCUGGGGCUGCAGGUGAUCACCCGAGAGUGCAAGAAGAGACUCCUCCCGAUGACAGCAGGGUGCUGAAGCAAGCAGCGACGAGCGCCGCUCCACUCACGCAACAGCAGCGUGAAGAGAUCGAGAAGACGUGGAAGACCAAGGCGAGUAGAUUGAGAUCUACUCUGUCACUUCAAGGAAAGAAAGUAAAGAACGAAAAUGCCCAACUACACAAAUCCAUUAUCUGGUCGCGCCUCCAGCAAAAUGGCGUCUCACCCGAACUCUUCGAAAUCGAGUUUGACCAGGACAUGCUGCACCUCGCCGUGCCUAGGCUAUUCAUCAGCAAUACCUACGGCGGGAGCAUGCAGUGUACGUUCCCGAGGAUUAGCGGGGACAAACUUAGAGAACACGGUCUGGACGACUGGUUUUUCUUGCCGUUGGAUUACCAACCUGAGGCACCUGAGAUACCUGGUGCCCCGGGGCUGUGCCAAACUGACUUUGUCCAGAAGUAUAACGAAUGGAAGAAACGCCCGUCAAAGACGAAAAAGUCAGCGUCGAACGGGAAGGCUGGGUCCUCGAAGAAGACGUCCUCUGGAAAGUCUUCGACCAAGGCCAAGUCGCCCAAGAAGCAGUCGGCUUCGCCCGUCAAGCGCGAGUCGGAGGAGCAAGGACCCUGA